AUGCUGCGGGUGUGCGACAUCACGGGGAAGAAGGCCAACAAUGCGAACCGCGUCACCUUUUCGAACAAGCACAACGCGUACUGGCAGUACCCCAACCUGCAGACGAAGAAGUUCUUCUCACCAAAGCUCGACCGCACCCCCCGCACCGCGCAGGUGGCCACCUCGACCAUCCGCACCAUCCGCAAGCUCGGCCUCGACGAGACGGCGGCCAAGUACGGCGUCGAUCUCGCAAAGUUCUGA
Molecule: messenger RNA, 240 nt
Organism: Emiliania huxleyi CCMP1516
Lineage: Eukaryota; Haptophyta; Isochrysidales; Noelaerhabdaceae
Exons: 2
Coding region: 1-240 (79 amino acids)
Molecular function (GO): structural constituent of ribosome
Source: RefSeq, a predicted model, not a curated record